AUGUCUUCUGAGAACACAGGAGCCGAGUUGUCAGAGUAUCAAAAGUUGAGAUUGAUAGUUGGCGAAUAUAUCACAGUGAUGUCCCCGAUCUUUCACGGUCCAUCAUUUCUUGAAAUGAGAAACUUCAAAGUUGGAUGUGCUGGAAUGACAUAUCCAAUUGAAAACGUUUCUCCAGCAAUUAACAUGUGUGACGGACCCAAUGGCCUCAGAAUUGGCAUUUCAAUGUUUGUGAAAAACAAAACAGCGUUUCCGACAGGGAUGUGUCUUGCUGCGACGUUUGACACGAAAUUGGCUGAGUUAGAAGGUGAGGCGAUUGGGGCGGAGUGUGUUGAAGAGAACAUUGGGGUACUUCUUGGCCCUGCUAUUAACAUUUGCAGACAUCCACUCGCAGGAAGGAAUUACGAAUGCUUUUCGGAAGACCCCCGAGUCGCUGGAGAGAUUGGGGCGUAUUAUAUAAAAGGAAUUCAGAACAAUGGGAUAUCGGCUUGUGUCAAACACUUUAUAGCAAAUAACCAAGAGACGUCGAGAGAGUAUGUCGACGUUAAAAUGAGUGAGAGAGCUUUCAGGGAAAUUUACUUGGAACCGUUUCGAAUAGCAAUUGAAGAAGGAAAACCAAUGGCUCUAAUGACUUCAUAUAAUAAGAUCAACGGAGAGUACGCAGGAGAGAGAAGAGAAUUUUAUGAGGUAUUAAGAGAGGAAUUGCACUAUGAUGGAAUUAUAAUGACUGAUUGGUAUGCUUGUAAAGACACAGUAAAGAUGGUCUUGAUGGGAAAUAAUUUGAUUGAGCUCGGGGUC
Molecule: messenger RNA, 795 nt
Organism: Entamoeba invadens IP1
Lineage: Eukaryota; Evosea; Mastigamoebida; Endamoebidae
Product: thermostable beta-glucosidase
Exons: 1
Biological process (GO): carbohydrate metabolic process
Molecular function (GO): hydrolase activity, hydrolyzing O-glycosyl compounds
Source: RefSeq, a predicted model, not a curated record